Molecule: messenger RNA, 3445 nt
Organism: Pomacea canaliculata
Lineage: Eukaryota; Metazoa; Mollusca; Gastropoda; Architaenioglossa; Ampullariidae
Product: ankyrin-3-like
Exons: 1
Coding region: 37-1776 (579 amino acids)
Biological process (GO): negative regulation of delayed rectifier potassium channel activity; neuronal action potential
Cellular component (GO): axon initial segment; membrane; synapse
Molecular function (GO): transmembrane transporter binding
Source: RefSeq, a predicted model, not a curated record
AGAUUUUAAGUAAUAUAGGUUGCAUAUGUGAGUUCCAUGGAGAACAAAAGUCAACAGACAUUUGCCAAUGACAUUUUAGAUGGUGAGCAGUCAAAAAGAGGUUCGUGUUCUGAGGACCCAUCUCCAACAGAUCCUGAAGUGUCAUCAUCUCCUUCACCUGCAAAUAAUUCUAUUCUCUCUAUACCUACUUCUCAAAGAGAUUGCUUGCCUAUUCCUUCUAGUACACCCUCAGGUUACUCAAAUAUGUUCAGUGAGAAAACAAUUUUUGAUGCCAAGGAUGACACAUUUUCUGUUAAGAAUAACUAUACCAUGCAGGGAACAAGUGGCACUAAUGAUAUGUUUGACAGGUUGAGGUCCAAGUCAGGAAUUGAAGCUUUCUACCAAGCUUUACUGGAUAAAGAUACAGGAAGGAUACUAGAAUGUGUAAAACAAGGUGUUAGUGUCAAUGUCAUUUUUGAUGAUGAAUUAUCAAACCUUCAGCCUGGACAUAAAGGACUAAGAGCACUUCAUAUUGCCGCCCAGCGAGCUAAAGACAGUCUGCCAGUCAUGCAGUAUCUUGUGGAUCUUGGCGCAGAUGUCCGUUUACGAAGCAGGAGUGGCGAUACACCUUUGCAUACAGCCGCCAAACAUGCAAGCAUUUCAGUCAUCAAGUUUUUAUUGCAUUUCUGCCCAGAUUUGAAAGACUGCACUAACAACCAACAGCUUACUGCUUUGAUGAAAGCCAUCUUCAAAUACGAGUUUGCAUGGCGAGGCCGCUAUCAAGAGAGUGUAAAACUGCUUCUGGAGGCUGGAUGCAACCCGAACAUCAACCCAGUCUCCGGAAUUAGUCCACUGCAUCUUGCUGUUCAGAAGCAUGAUAAAAUUCUAGUGCAGAUGCUUGUAGAUCAUGGGGCUGACGUCAAUGCAAUGUGCAAACAGGGCACCUCUCCUCUUCUGCAAGGUCUCCUGUGUAAGCAAGUACAUGAAGAAAGCCUGCGCAUCCUUGUGGCUGCCAAAGCAGAUGUGAACAUCCACACUGUAACAGGCCUUUCUGCCCUGCAUCUGGCGGUUACUCGAUGUGAUAAAGAGUGUGUGGAGGAUUUUCUGCGUGCAGGUGCAGAUCCGAACAUGCCUGACACAAAGUUGGUGACCCCACUGUGGAGAGCGGUUGAGGAGAAUAAUGCACGUCUUGUUCCAUUACUUGUUCAAUAUGGAGGAAACAUCAACUAUGUUUUGCCCUCUCAGCAGCUGUCGCUGUUGUCACGUGCAGUACAAGAACAGUCAGUAAACAUGACAGGUCUUUUGCUUCAGCUUGGUGCUUCAGUUCGAAUGGCUACGGUUAGAGGAGAAACUCCACUCACCAUUGCUGUGGACAGGCCAGGUGAUGCAUGUAUACCUAUUGUCAAACUUUUGUUAGGUGCCAACAGUGACUUAGAUUCCUUGAGUUAUGCCAGAAAUCCGCUUGAGCCUCUCACUCCUGUGCAGGUGGCAUUUGAGCAUGGAAAUGCAGAGGUUGUCAGGUUGUUGAUAAGAGCUGGUUGUAGAGUGCCUAUGUCAUGGAUGUAUCAGCACAGCACGCUUCCUGUAAUAAAAAGUAAGCCAGAGCUACUGGCUUGGAUCGUGAAAUAUGUGUCAGAAGUGCCUCCCCUUACCCAUCUGACCAGGUUAAUGCUUCGCAGGUAUCUGGGUUCUGACCUGUUAGAGGCUGUGCAAGAGCUAAAAAGAAAUGAAAUUCCUGAAAAAAUUGCUGAUUUUUUGUUGCUGAAAGAUCUUACUGGGCCAACUAGCAGUUCCUAGUACUGAUAUAUUGGCAAAAUAGUUCAUUAGUACACGUUUUUAUUGCAAUAAAGAAAGAAAAUGAUAAGAGCAGGCCAUGAGUUGGGCAAGUACUUUUGCAAAGCAAUUGGUUUUUAUGAUUUAGUGUAGAGAAAUACAUGAUGAAUGUAACUCUUUUGGCAGACCACAAAAAAGGGAGGUUUCACAUAAAUUCUUUUUUACAAAUUCAUGAUUGAAUAAAAUAUAAGCAGAAUUUUACAUGCUUAUUGAGCAGAAGUGUUAAUUCAUUAAUCUGCUUAUGUGAUAAAAUGAAGGGAAAAUUUUCAACCAGCAGAAGUGAGUGCUCAUGUGAACCUAUUCCGAGUCUUGCAUCUGAUGAGACAAAUUUAGGCACAGCUCUUUGUCCUUCUGACCUGUAUUUGGAAUGCCUUAUCCCUAGCACCUCACAGUGACCAUUUUCAGUUUUCAAGCCUGGCCUCUUUCUUUUGUGAAUACUUCAUGCAGCUAGGGAUCUCUGCCUUAAUCACUCUGUCCCUCCCACCAUUCCCCUUGUUUUUGUAGUUUGAAAACUGUGAUGCUGUGUUUGUUUUUUGUGAUACUCUUUCAUUCAAAUGCACUAAGCUCACUAUCUAGCAGAAAAAUGUUCCGUAUAAAUUAUGAAAAAGGAAAUUUAUAUGUAUAUAGGUUUUCAAAUGACAAAGGUUAAUGUGUACAGUACUAGAAUUUUAAAGCUAUAUAGUGACUGGUAAAGGUGCAGAAAUUUGCUUUUUAAGUGGAUGAAUGCCAGGAAUUGGGCCAGUUACCAGAUCGUCAAAAUUAAGCUGCUGGAAGAAAAGUGUAAACUUUGAUAUUGAUUACUUAAUACAUUAUCUAAGGAAUAUACACUAGGAAAUCUAAUGAAAUCCUUCAGACUGAGAAAUAUUCACUUAAUAAUUCAUUUACUACAUAUUCUGGUAAAGAAAAUAAAAGUGAAUGGAAAGAUGAUGAUAAUGACUGAAACUGAAAAUUCAAUCAGUUGAAAAUGUUUCAUGAUCUUCUAAAACAAAAAGUUUUUAAUGUGGUUGUCUACAAUUUAUUUAUGUAUAGACACACAGCCAGAACAGUUGCAUAAAAUAGCUGUGAUCAUGGUUUUUCUCAUCAGCAGCCAUUAUGGUUAUGCGUGAUAUUUUUAAAUGCUCUCUGUACCACUACGAAUUAACUGUCAAAAUAUUGCUUUUGAUGCAGAAUGUAAUCUACAACCAGUCUUUAAGUGUAUUUAUGAUGUGUUUCUUGUUGCUGUUUGCAUGAUUAUUUAAUAAACACAACAAGGAAGAACAAGGAUUCAAGACAUUUAAUAGCUGAAGGAUGGAUAUAAUUGUGGUGGAGACAUUUGUCAAGGUGUUAUUAAUUGAAUCUAAAAUUGUUUUAACAAUCUUAUUUAGGGGACCGUUUGUGGAAGUGCUAGUUGAUGUCACGGCUAAAAAAAUUGUGAAGAACUCAUGGUCAAAUAAAAUGAUAAUUAAACCUGUUCAAAUCUGUUCCACAGAUUUGUUUUUUGCACAAAAAUGAAAGGUGCAGUUAUUGACUAGAGCAGUGAUGCCCAACCUUUUUCGGCCUGCGGGCCAUAUCCAUUUCGGACAGCCGUGUCGCGGGCCAUAUCCAUUUCGGACAGCCGUGUCACGGGCCACUUCACCGCAAAAAUACAAAAAAG